This is a messenger RNA of Gadus macrocephalus (Pacific cod), 1000 nucleotides long. RefSeq names its product transmembrane protease serine 2-like. Gene Ontology annotation, cellular component: membrane. The transcript has 7 exons. Gene Ontology annotation, molecular function: protein binding. The record is from RefSeq and is a predicted model, not a curated record. Lineage: Eukaryota; Metazoa; Chordata; Actinopteri; Gadiformes; Gadidae. The coding region runs from base 147 to 785 and encodes 212 amino acids.
CUCUCUCUCUCACGAUGGACGAGGUGUGUCCACUACAAGUGGUCAAAUACUCCUUAUUGCUGCAGGGUGUUCGAGAGAUCAGAGACAACCGCAGAGUUGUGGGAACUUUACUAUAAGUUUUUUGAUUUCCUAAGGGAACACACAAAAUGACAACCAAUCAGGAGCCGCAGUACGUUCACCAUCUAGAGCCACCGUGUGCUCCUUCAGCACCUCCUCUGGUCCUGUACUCAGACCCCAAGAACAAAGGUGUUAGACACUGGUGUGGCCGCUACUUUAUGGCUAUAAUCUAUAGCCUGCUUCUUCUGCUACUGGUGGCCGGUGUCCUCUUUGGUUACUACUGGUCGUCUCCCUGUGUAAGGGGCGUGGCGUGUGGCGACGUCGGCUGUGUCUGGAAGUCCCAGUGGUGUGACGGCGUCAGAGACUGUCGGGGGGGCCAGGACGAAUCCUCCUGCUUGAGGCUGUACGGACCCAGCUCCCUCCUGCAGGCCUACUCCUCACAGACCGGCUCCUGGAGGAGCGUGUGCUCCCAGGGCUGGACGGACCACCAGGGGUGGGCCAGCUGUCAGCUGAUGGGAUACGACCGGAGCACCUAUGUGGCGUCAGGGCAGCAGCAGGGCGGGUCUGACCGGGGGUUCUUCACCGCCAGACCUGGGUGGAGCCCCGAAGUGGCCUUUCUCCAGCAGCUUGUCCUCAGAGAUACAUGUCCCGGCAACAGACUGGUGACCUUGCGUUGCAUCGGUGAGCAGUCCUCCCCUCCCCCUCUUACCUCUGUCAAUCAAGAAUAAUCUGAUUUAGGUAUAUUUAUUGGCAUACUGUUUUCACUGUAUCCAGCCUUGUCAUAUAACGCAAGGCAUAAUUCAAAUAGCAUGUGGUAAGAUAAUAUAACCCUUUAUUAAUCUCACGUGUUUGGGUGAGAAUAAUUUUAUGAUAGUAUAUCAUUCUAAAUAAUAACAGAGAAAUAUGAAAUCAAUCGGAUCUCAUAAAAUAUCAAAUUAAAGGA